UCUCCUGUUGCUGUUGUUCCCAGGAGUCCCCAGGAGCUAUAGCAGUGAGUGGAGCACAGUAAGGCUGUGCCAGAGGACAAGAGACUCAGGAUGGGGACAGAGGGACUCCUGUCACAUCAGAUGCUGUGGCUGCUCCUCUUUGUGCAGCCAUGCGGAGGUGUUGCGGAGGUGAGGCUGGCAAAUGGCAGUGUGCACUGUGCUGGGAGAGUGGAGGUGAAACACAACAAUCAGUGGGGGACCGUGUGUGAUGACUCAUGGGACAUGUAUGACGCUGCAGUGGUUUGCAAGCAGUUGGACUGUGGGUCUGCUAUUGAAGCUCCUCACUACGGACACUUUGGGUCAGGAUCUGGCCCCAUUUGGAUGGAUGAUGUUGGCUGUAAUGGAUCUGAGUCUGCCCUGUCUGACUGCACACACGCAGGAUGGGGUAAACAUAACUGUUUUCACAAUGAGGAUGCUGGAGUGACAUGUUCAGGACCUAUUCGACUUUUUGGAGGAGACAACAGCUGCUCAGGUUAUGUGGAGAUCCAUGAUGGAAAACAGUGGAAAUCUGUCUGUGACUCACACUUUGGUCCCAAAGCUGCCGAUGUUGUCUGCAGGGAUUUGCUGUGUGGCAAAGCUCUGCUACUACCCAGAGCAACUACUUUGGAUGAAGAAGUCAGUCCCAUCUGUGACAGAGAUCUGCAGUAUGUGAUGAAUGCAUCUGUCCUCAUCUCCUGCCUCAAGGAAUCCUCCAUCAACCAGUCCUGCACCCACCCGCAUGGCACUCGUGUCACCUGCACACAGUACACAGGGUUCAGGCUGGUGAACAGCAGCAGGGUGUGUGCGGGCAGGGUGGAGGUCCAGGUGAUGGGGACCUGGGGCAGCCUCUGUGCCUCCCGCUGGGACCUCUUGGACGCCCAUGUUCUCUGUCGUCACCUCAGCUGUGGGUUUGCGAAGACUGUUCCUAAAGGAGGGCAUUUUGGGAGAGGAACUGGCCCUGUGUGGAGUCACUCAUUCCACUGUGAUGGGAGUGAAGCCCAUCUGGGUCAGUGCCCAGUGACUGUCCUGGGGGCCUCACUGUGUUCUCACGAGAAUGAUGCUGCUGUCAUUUGCUCAGGCCUCACUCGCCCCAUGUCCUUGCGGCUGGUGGGCGGAGGGAGCCAGUGUGAUGGGCGCGUGGAGAUCUUCCAGCGCGGGACAUGGGGUAGAGUCCUGGAUGAUGAGUGGGACAUGGAGGACGCUAGAGUGGUGUGCCGGCAGCUGCGCUGUGGAGAGGCAGAGGCAGCCUACAUCCCACUGAGGGCCAAGCGAGGGACAGGCCCUGUGGGCCUGCGUGGAGUGCGGUGUGCAGGCCAUGAGGCCAGCCUGAGUCUCUGCAACACCUCCCUGGCCAACGCCAAGGGCAUCAUGGAGGAUGUGGGGGCUGUGUGUCGGGGGAGCCGCCGGGUCCGGCUGGUGGACGGGGCUGGGCGAUGUGCAGGGAGAGUGGAGAUCUACUACCAGGGCCAAUGGGGCACGGUCUGCGAUGACGCCUGGGACAUGGCCGAUGCUGAUGUCGUUUGCCACCAGCUGAGCUGCGGGUGGGCCGUGGAGGUGGCCAGCUCUGCUCAGUUUGGGGAGGGCUCUGGGCAGAUCUGGCUGGAUGGUGUAAACUGCUCCGGGACUGAAGCUGCUCUCUGGGACUGCCAUGCCGAGGCCUGGGGACAGCAUGACUGCGGGCACAAGGAGGAUGCAGGAGUCGUCUGCUCAGAGUUCAUGGCCCUGAGGCUGGAGAACAAUGAUGGCUGCUCCGGGCGCCUGCAGGUUUUCUAUAACGGAACGUGGGGGAGUGUUUGCUCCAAUUCGAUGACUCCCGACACGGUGCCAUUGGUGUGCAAGCAGCUGGGGUGUGGGGACAGAGGGACCCUGGAAACGAGCUCACGCUACGACAAGCUUUCUGGCACUGCAUGGUUGGAUCAUGUAGAGUGUGGGAAGAGCAAUAGCUCCUUCUGGCAGUGUCCUUCUGCACCCUGGGACCCACAGUCAUGUGAUGACCUGCGAGAUGAGACCAACAUCACCUGCAGUGACCAUUCUGCAGCUGGUGGCAAAAAGGCCACUUCAACUAUCAGAGCCACAUGUGCUCACCAGCAAUGCCCAGAGGAAGCAGAGGCAACUCCAAGUGAGGUCUCAGAAGAGACCAGACAGGGGUUCAGCUGCUGCUGUGACCACAGUGAGGUGCAAGACGAGGCCAGCUCUGCUCUCUUCUGCACAACUCCCAGCCCCUUCACUGCAGCAUUUCCUUCUGCAGGGAGACAGUCAAGAAGGUCCCUGGUGGCAAUGUGCCCCAACUCCACCAGUUGCACAGACAGGGAGAAGAUCCGUGCUGUGGGAGGCAAGGACAGAUGCUCAGGCAGAGUGGAGGUCUGGCACCAUGGCUCCUGGGGGACAGUGUGUGAUGACUCAUGGGACAUACAGGAUGCUGAGGUGGUAUGCCGGCAGCUGGGCUGUGGCCCUGCGGUGUCUGCCCUGGCCGAGGCUGCUUUUGGGGAGGGUACAGGACUCAUCUGGCUGGAGCAAGUGGAGUGCAAAGGGACGGAGCUGUCUCUACAGGACUGCUGGGCCCGGCCAGGGGACAGCGGUGUCUGCCGGCAUAAGGAAGAUGUUGGAGUGCAUUGCUUAGAUUCACCCAGGAUGACAGCAUUCCCCCCACAAGCAGGUUUUCCCUGGGGCAAUCUGACUGGCAGAGGGAGAGUCUCGGUGCCUGUUGUCAUUUGCAUUAUCCUGGGGGCUCUUCUCUGCCUGCUAUUGGCCCUCCUGGCUGGUCAGGUGCAAAGUGCCAAGGCUCAGCACAGAGGCUUCAGGAGAACUGAGGAGCCCUUCCCUGAGGCUGUGUAUGAGGAGAUCAGAUACAACUCUGCAUGGGAGAAGCAGACAAUGUUUGGUCACUCAGACAUCACUAUUCUGCCCAGAGGUAAUCCAGAAGAUGGCUAUGAUGAUGCCAAGGAGGUUUCUGAACCUGAGGAUGAUCCUGUCUCUGGGCAGGGCCACUGUGAGGUGCUCAGGACACAAGAGGAGGGAGAGGGGCCCAAGGAUGCAGUCAGAGGGGUGAGUCUGCACUCCCAGAGAAGUACUGGAGGCACUGGAGCUGAUGGGGAUACCUUGUUCUUGUCUCUGAGGAGCACUGGCUAUGAUCAUGUUGAAGAGAAGCAGAGUUCAGCAGCUGUCUAUAAGAUGUCAUGAUGCUCCUCUGAUGGAGGGUCCUUCUCCUGCUGCCUUAGACCUUCACUGGCACUCCAAACAUGGGGAGAUCAUUCCCUUCUUGUUGUGGGAGACAGAGGAGGGAGUAGCCAAGAGGAUGGUCUUAAGCUGCAGCUUGCAUAUCUGGAGGAGAUGAACACUGCAGCCUAAGACCAUUGUCCAGCCCCUGUUUUGGAGAAGGUCCCGUCCCAGAGCAUGGCCAGAUUUCCAUGGAGAGAUUUUGCACUCCUCUCCUGAAACAGGCACUGCUAGAAACUGAGCCUGAGUCCCAUCUCCUUGGUCAAGGAUUUCACCUGCCACAGAACAGAUGAACAGAGAAACCUCCGCUUUGGGAGCCAAGCAAGGAGAAGUGUUUGACACUUGGGUAGGACCUGGUACCCAAACUGCCAUCCCUACUCCUGCUGCCAGGUCUCCACAUGCUCCUUUGCUGCAGUCUGGAAAGUGCCUUAGGUGUCUGCGGCAGGACUCCCUGCAGGGAACAGCCACAGCUCAACAGCACUGCAUCAGCAUCUGGCCCUCAAGCAGCAGAGGGGAUGAGGCAGCUCUCUCCAGCACUUUCUCCCACAGCAGCAUUGCCCUGUGUCCUUCUGUGAGACCCUCCACUCCCAGGGUAACCCUAGGAGGCUCUAGGGGGUACAAGGACUCAGGCACCCCUCUGCCUCUGAUCCUGGAACCCCCCUACUCAUGGCCCCAGCUUUGAGCCUGCCCCUCCACCCAGCUCCAGGUCCACUCCUCCCUGUGUAGAUGCAGGACUGGAGCCUGACCCAAAGUGAGUUUCCUGGGGUACAGAGUCUGUGCUCAUGGUGCUCAAGUCCAUCACUCAUCAAGAGGGGUUUCACUGUGAUAAAUCUGCUAUCCAGUAGGCUUUCUGCAGCCAACUCUGUCUCUCAUUUGGUAAUGGGGAGCAGUGCAGAGGGUUGGGAUCUCAACACAAUGCCCCUCAGACGGGUACUGGGUUGCUGCAGGAGCAACCACAGGCCCCUGACCUACUUCCGUCAGCCACUCUGUCCUAUCUGAGGUUGGAGAGCAAGGAUAAAAGACAGCCUGGAGAUGCACCACACUACUCUUUCACUCUCCUUUCUCAGAAGGACAGGGAGAGGAAAAUAGAAUGAAAAAAUAAAUCAUGG
Messenger RNA from Numida meleagris (helmeted guineafowl), 4343 nucleotides. RefSeq names its product scavenger receptor cysteine-rich type 1 protein M130-like. Bases 91 to 3198 code for a protein of 1035 amino acids. NCBI's taxonomy places the organism in Eukaryota, Metazoa, Chordata, Aves, Galliformes, Numididae. The transcript has 16 exons. Gene Ontology annotation, cellular component: membrane. The record is from RefSeq and is a predicted model, not a curated record.